AUGUCCAGCGGCCUGUCUACCUUCACACCGGCUACGACAAAGGAAGACCCCAUUGUGCAGAUCGCCAGGCUGUCAGGCGUUCCCGGUCAUACUAUGCAGUCACCCAACAAGGUCUUUCCGCCCACUAUAAUGGUCACGGCACCAUCGUCGUUCGCGGAUCCGCUCUCGACAUCUGCAAACAUCGGAAGCGUACUGCGUACCUCCGCGACUUCGAAGCUCCAUGUUGAGAUGAUUGAAGACGACGAUGACGAAGACUGCGAGUAUCCUGCUUAUAUCAAGUCGCUGGGUCCGAAAUUCCGCGGAGUAGAAGAACUCGUCAGCCAUCCCAAAGCAGACAACCAUGGCUUUGGCCCGGCGAGCCGCAUGGCGUCAUCAUCUGUAAGCUCCAGUUUCGACUAUGAGGGUGAGUUCAAAGACUACAAGUAUACCCACGGGAUUCUCGAAGAAAUGGGCGUUGAAUGCGAUGACCUGGCUAUCAUGGCAUACACCCUCGCUUACUUCAGUGCCGAGAUACCCGAUGGUGGCCAAAUGAUCAUGGCAUUAUUCCAUGAUGCGUAUACGAAACACCAGACGGGCCAUCCAGCUUUCCAUGGUGACAAAGUCAGCGACGAGGUUCAACAGCACUUCCUGGACCUAGCUUGCGAUGUGUCCAAACACAAGCCACACUUGCAUCUUCACGCAAGGAAAUUCGGAUCUGUUGUGGAUGAGGAAGAGCCUCGCCUGAACAUCGGUAGCUUUGAGCACCCUCGGCAGUUUCCAGCGGUGUGGAACGAAGACUUCGACGAAGUUCCGUUGCCUCUUAGAGAAGAACGUGUCGUUGUUGGACUAGUCCGCUCCGGUACUCAGCGCAAGAUCAUCUACGAGAAGAUGAAAGUGCGCAAAGAUGUGCCAGACGACCCAAUGGAAUUCUCGUCUUGUCAAAAGGGCCUUGAAGCCGCCCGCGCGCUCGCAGAGUAUCAGAACGACACUGAGCAGAUUUGUCGAGCUACACCAAUCCAUGACUGCGACCGGCCCCGUUUUGAGGGAGGAUUGCCACUAGACGCAGUACCAAAAUCAACAUGGGGUCACCUUCACGAUCUCCCAGGCGAAAACGAUGGAUUUGUUCAAGGCGUCCUGAAUAGACUGGAGAAGCUACGCGCUCACCCGGAACACUACGAUCAAUUAGUCGCAAACGAUUCCCAUGAGUAUGCGGCCGGCAGUAUCCUUGGAGAUCGGAAAGGUCUCGAGGAAAGCAUGAUCGUCGGUCUCUGGAAUGACUUGUACCAUCAAGACGAGUGUGACACCGACGCGCUACGCCAACAGGGGCUGCUCAAUCCCGAGGAUGACUUUGGCGACAAUCCAGAGUACCUGAAGGCGAAGAAAUUGUGGUGGGAGCAGAAGAUGGGCAUCCGCGGCAUUGAAGCCAUUGUCCGAUACCACAUGGAGCACGUGCGCUCACGGCGACGUCCUAAUCGAGCGGCAUACUUUCUGACCGAGGAAGAUGAUGCUACUCUUAACUAUGGAUCACCGGAAUACCCAGCAUCGCGUGCUGAACCCGAGGAAGUUCCUAAAGAACAUCGAUUCUACGACGCCCUUCAUGACAGCCCAGUGGAUUGGACAGCAAAGUCUGAACGCUGGAUUCGGCUGUGGCGUCUUUCAGUUAGCGACAUUAUCGCUCACAACGACUUCGACGAGGAAUGUCGCGAGCCGUACGACGCGCUCGUGGAGUAUCAAGACAGCCGCGAACCAGGCUGUGAAGCACACGAAGAGCCAGAAGAGUUUGCACGCCCACUACUUGCGGGGCGCCGUGUUCCUACUUUGGCUGCGCUGGAGCGGGAACGCCGCGAUUCGGCUGUUGAGCUGAAAAGCAUGACUUCUCCUGCUGCCGGGGUUCCACGAGUUCAGCGUACGCACGGCAGCAUUCCAGCGGCUCAAAUAAUGGCCAAAGACAACGCUUCUGUGUUGAACGCUGCAGCUCGUGAGUCAGGGGGUCUCAUGGAGCACAUCCGGGGAACUCGCGACGAGGAGGUAGAUGAUGCCGCUGACGCGGUAGCCAGUGCGCCUUCUCCCAAGUUCCUUGAGGCGUUCCUAAAGAAGAAGAAGAAGGUCAUCACACCUUCUCCUAAAUUUCUCAAAGCAUUCUUGAAGAGAAAGGCCUUCAUGGGUGCUAUCAAGUCUAGCAUCCAAGUUCCGCCUGGCAUUCUCGCCGACUAUUUGGCAGUUGAGGAUGAACUUCGAGAUCAAGAAUCAGGCAUUCCCUGUAACUUGAUACAACACAAUGUACCCGGUCCUGUCCCUAUCCAGGGACGCGUCUGGGUAGGCUCAUCGAACCCCGAGAUGAGCCGUGAUCAACGUCGCGAACAGCAGGUCACUGUUCGCGAUGGUAUAGCUCUGACCCGACCGAGGAAUGAUGCGGAGAACCGGUUGAUGGAUUUACUGCAUCUGUCUGUCAGCAAGGCUGACUCCAUACAUCGCCCUCGAAGGGAAUGA
Molecule: messenger RNA, 2469 nt
Organism: Alternaria novae-zelandiae
Lineage: Eukaryota; Fungi; Ascomycota; Dothideomycetes; Pleosporales; Pleosporaceae
Exons: 2
Coding region: 1-2469 (822 amino acids)
Source: RefSeq, a predicted model, not a curated record